CCGCAGGCCACCCGCGGGAUCCCGUGCCGCGGCGCUUGCUUCUUGCUUUCCGGCGGAGAGCUUGGGAUGUGGUAAUGCCAGCCAGGCUUCUCCAAGUCCUGGCCAGACCUCACAGAAUAUUACCUAAAACACAGCAAAGUUGCAGACUGAUCCAGCGGACGUUAAAUCCACCUAAGGGAUUUGAAACUCCGACAUGCAGCACCCUGACUGUAUGUCACAGCUUGGAUCUGUUCCCUCCUGAUGUGGCAGCCGGUGGUUCGAGAAAGUCUCCAGCCCUGGGAAUGAAUGGGAACAUCUCAAGCACAAGCCUGCCAUCUCCACUCAGUGCUGUGCAGUGCUGGAGUGGACCAGUGCCCCUUCCACCCAGGAGGUCACUGGGGACUCACAGGAAAGUGACCCACAAGCCGAACCUCUUGGGUUCUAAAUGGUUUAUAAAAAUAUUAAGCAGGAGUUACUCAUCUGCCUCAGCCGAGACCUUUGUGCCCAAACAAGAUUUUCCGGAAAUCAAGAGACCACUGAAACCCUCCAGGACCAGGCAGCCGUCCAGGACCAAUCUUCCGGUUCUGUCCGUGAAUGAGGAGCUGAUGCACUGCACAGCCUUCGCCACGGCUGACGAGUAUCACCUGGGGAGUCUGUCCCAGGAGCUGACCUCCCACGGAUACGUUGAAGUCACAAACUUACCUCGAGAUGCAGCAAACAUUUUGGUGAUGGCUGUGGGAAAUGCCGCCAAAGAAGGUGAUCCUGCAAUGGUGUUCUUCUUCAGGGAAGGAGCUGCUGUAUUUUGGAAUGUGAAAGACAAAACUAGGAAGCAUGUGAUGCAAGUUCUAGAAAAGCAUGAGAUUGAGCCCUACGAAGUCGCAUUGGUACACUGGGAAAAUGAAGAGCUUAACUAUGAGAAAGUAGAGGGGCAGUCGAAACUUCACAGAGGGGAAAUCAAGUUAAACUCGGAGCUGGAUUUAGACGACGCCGUCCUGGAGAAGUUUGCCUUCUCCAAUGCUCUUUGCCUUUCGGUGAAACUGGCUAUUUGGGAAGCAACACUGGACAAGUUUAUUGAGUCUAUUCAGUCCAUUCCAGAGGCUUUGAAGGCUGGGAAGAAAGUGAAAUUAUCUCACAGAGAAGUUAUGCAGAAAAUCGGUGAACUGUUCGCCCUGAGGCAUCGAAUAAACUUGAGUUCCGACUUCUUGAUCACUCCUGAUUUCUACUGGGACCGGGAAAACCUGGAAGAACUUUAUGACAAAACCUGCCAGUUCCUCAGCAUCGCUCGGAGAGUCAAGGUCAUGAACGAGAAGCUGCAGCACUGCAUGGAGCUGGCAGAUCUGAUGCGGAACCACCUGAACGAGAAGAGAGCCCUGCGCCUUGAGUGGAUGAUCGUGGUCCUCAUCACCAUAGAGGUAAUGUUUGAGCUGGGACGAGUAUUUUUCUGAUCAUGUGGUCACCAGUCAUUUGACAAGAUGCUAAAGUUCUGCAAUCAAAAAUAAACAGUAUUAGGUGGUCUCAUUAAAUAGGUUAUUUUUUAAAAAGCAAAAGUGUACUAAUGGGCCUUUUCAACUUAUUGUUGAAUAAAAAGUAUGAAGAACU
Ochotona princeps (American pika) is the source of this 1578-nucleotide messenger RNA. RefSeq names its product required for meiotic nuclear division 1 homolog (gene RMND1). Gene Ontology annotation, biological process: positive regulation of mitochondrial translation. NCBI's taxonomy places the organism in Eukaryota, Metazoa, Chordata, Mammalia, Lagomorpha, Ochotonidae. The record is from RefSeq and is a predicted model, not a curated record. Bases 75 to 1424 code for a protein of 449 amino acids. The transcript is spliced from 12 exons.